This is a messenger RNA of Colossoma macropomum (tambaqui), 980 nucleotides long. RefSeq names its product family with sequence similarity 78 member Bb (gene fam78bb). Lineage: Eukaryota; Metazoa; Chordata; Actinopteri; Characiformes; Serrasalmidae. The coding region runs from base 29 to 814 and encodes 261 amino acids. The record is from RefSeq and is a predicted model, not a curated record. The transcript is spliced from 2 exons.
UGAAAGCAAUCCAAACCCCUUGUCCACCAUGGGCUGCAUCCACAGCAUCGCGUGCAAGUCCCGCGUUAAGCGUGAAAACAUCGUGGUGUAUGAUGUCACCGCCACCAUUGACCGCGGCCCCACAGCCAUCGAAGAAAACUCGCCCAUAGUGCUGCGUUACAAGACGCCCUAUUUCAAAGCCUCGGCCCGGGUGGUGAUGCCCCCCAUCCCACGGAACGAGACCUGGGUGGUGGGGUGGAUACAGGCAUGCACUCACAUGCAGUUCCACAACACCUACGGAGCCAUUGGAAUGUCAAGCUGGGAGAUCCCAGAGCUGAGGGACAAUGUGGUGAGAGCCAUCAGCGACUCAGAUGGAGUGAGCUACCCAUGGUACGGCAACACCACGGAAACGGUGACACUCUCGGGUCCGAUGGCCAAACCGUCACGCUUCACCGUCAGCAUGAAUGACAACUUCUACCCGAGCGUGACGUGGGCGGUGCCAGUGAGCGAGAGCAACGCACCACGGCUCACAUACAUCACACGGGACCAGAGCUUCACCACGUGGCUAGUGGCGCUGAACGCGGCCACACGAGAGAAGAUCCUCCUGCAGACAGUCAAGUGGAGGAUGAGAGUGGAAAUCGCCGUUGAUCCCAACAUGCCUCUGGGCUCCAGGGCCAGGUUGGUGGGACCGCCCCACCAGGACCAGCCCAAGGUUCUGACCCACAUGGAGCCCAUCCCUCCCAACGCCCUGGGAAAACCCAAUGCCAACGAUGCCCAGGUCCUCAUGUGGCGGCCUAAAAGGGGGACUCCACUGGUCGUGAUCCCCUCAAAGUAGAGAGGUCAGGGAAGACCAGAUGUAGAAAGAGAGGUCCUUUUUCAUUGGGGUUGUUUUUGACUUUACCCACAGUCCAAAGGAAUGGGAGCAAGGAGUAAAUUAGGACUGAUGGUACAUUCAGACGGUCCUUGUCGACUCAUAAAGACGGAAAAAAUGUCACAUGAUA